This is a messenger RNA of Antechinus flavipes (yellow-footed antechinus), 2479 nucleotides long. RefSeq names its product transglutaminase 3 (gene TGM3). The coding region runs from base 70 to 2154 and encodes 694 amino acids. Gene Ontology annotation, molecular function: protein-glutamine gamma-glutamyltransferase activity. The transcript is spliced from 13 exons. The record is from RefSeq and is a predicted model, not a curated record. Gene Ontology annotation, biological process: peptide cross-linking. NCBI's taxonomy places the organism in Eukaryota, Metazoa, Chordata, Mammalia, Dasyuromorphia, Dasyuridae.
CCUGUCUCCCGGCACAGUAUCUCAGCCAUUCCAAGAGGAUCACAGAGAAGGAGCAGGGGCUGGAGAGACAUGGCUGAUUUGAGACUCACAGACUUCAACUGGCAGAUACAAGCUAAUGGAUAUGCUCACCACACAGACAAGUACUACAGCCAAGAGCUGAUCACAAGGAGGGGGCAGCCCUUUAAUGUCAAGAUGUCUUUCAGCAGACCUAUCACCUCUCAGGAGAGGCUGAUCUUCACAGCCUCAACAGGUCCAAACCCCUCUGAAUCAGCCCGGACCAAAGCCGUGAUGCCGUUGUCUACUGGGUCAAGCGGCAGUUCCUGGAGUGCAGUACUCGUGUCCAACAACCAAGACGGUUCAAUGACCAUUGCCAUCUCCAGUCCAGCCAAUGCCCCUAUUGGUCGAUAUACACUCAGCAGUCAGAUCGUCUCUCAAGGUGGAAGCACCUCCACAACUCUGGGGACAUGGGUUCUACUGUUUAAUCCCUGGCUGCAAGCGGAUGCUGUAUUCAUGAGGAAUAAUGCAGAGAGAGAAGAAUAUGUGGAGGAAGAUGCUGGUAUCAUAUACGUAGGGAGCACAAAUCGAAUCAAUAUGGUUGGCUGGAAUUUUGGACAGUUUGAAGAAGACAUUCUGAACAUUUCUCUCACGAUCCUGGACAGGAGUCUCAACUUUCGCCGUGACCCCGUCACAGAUGUGGCCCGAAGAAAUGACCCUAAAUACAUUGGCCGAGUGCUGAGCGGCAUGAUCAAUGGCAAUGACGAUAAUGGGGUGUUAUCUGGGAACUGGAGUGGAGAUUACACUGGAGGCAAGGAUCCCCGGAACUGGAACGGCAGUGUGGAGAUCCUGAAGCAAUGGAAGAAAAAUCGUUUCCAACCUGUCCGCUUUGGCCAAUGUUGGGUCUUUGCUGGGACCUUGAAUACAGUGCUUCGGUGUUUGGGGAUCCCUGCCCGGGUGAUCACUAACUUUAACUCAGCCCAUGACACAGACCGUAACCUGACCAUAGAUGUCUACUAUGAUGCUUUGGGAAACCCAUUAGAAAGAGGGAGUGACAGUAUUUGGAAUUUCCAUGUCUGGAAUGAAGCCUGGUUUGUUCGAAUUGACUUGAGCUCACAAUAUAAUGGAUGGCAAGUGUUGGAUGCAACUCCACAGGAGAGAAGUCAAGGAGUGUUCCAGUGUGGCCCUGCUUCUGUCAUUGCCGUCCGAGAGGGUGAUGUGAACCUGGACUUUGAUAUGCCUUUUGUGUUUUCGGAAGUAAAUGCUGACCAGAUCACCUGGAUUAUUGGCCCUAAUGAUAACAAAAAGCAAACCUCCUCCAAGACCAGCUCUGUGGGCAGAUUUAUCAGCACAAAGGCUGUGGGCAGCAAUUCCCGCAUGGAUGUCACAGACAAAUACAAAUAUCCUGAAGGUUCCAAAGAGGAGAGGGAGAUAUUCAACAAGGCUCUACAGAAAAUGAAGCCCACUUCUACUUUCGGGGCCACGGCUGCUGGGGGCGUAAACCCAGAAGAGAAGCCAGCCUCCAUCUCUGGGAAGUUCAAGGUCAAUGGCACCCUGGAAGUGGGGAAAGAGGUCAACCUGGUUCUGCAGCUCAAAAACCAGAGUGACGACUGGAAGACGGUCACGGUGAAUAUGACGGCCUGGACGAUUGUCUACAACGGGACUCUGGUACAUGAGGUGUGGAAGGACUCCAUCACCGCCUCUCUGGACCCCAAAGAAGAGGCGGAGUACCCACUGAGGCUCACAUACGCUCAGUAUGAAAACUUCUUGACGGCUGACAAUAUGAUCCGAAUCACUGCCGUGUGUCAGGUUACGGACGAAGCCGAGGUCGUAGUGGAGAGAGAUGUCAUCCUGGACAACCCUGCCCUCACUCUGGAGUUAAUGGACCAGGCCAGAGUGCAGACCCCUGUAAGGGUGCGCGUUUGGUUUGCCAACCCCCUAGAUGAACCAGUGAAUAACUGUGUGCUCACGGUGGAAGGCAGCGGUCUCAUGCGGGGCAAUCUCAAGAUCGGCGUGCCGAACCUUCUCCCCAAGGAGCGCUCCAACUUCAAGUUCGAGAUCACCCCCCUCAAGAGCGGCACAAAGCAGCUGCUCAUUGACUUCUCCUGCAGCAAAUUCCCCGCCAUCAAGGCCUUCCUGUCUGUGGACGUGACCGAAUGAGGAGGCCGGAGCUCCCUGCUGUCCGCCCCCUCCCGCCUGGCUAGGCUGGGGUCAAGGGCUUCCUGAAGCAGCCGUGUGGCUCAGCUGGGGCCUCCUGCCUGGGAAGCCCCAGGCUGCUCGACACCUCUGUCAAGUCUCCCUCCCCCCCACACACACAUCCCUUCUCCAAAACACACACCUGCAGCCCCUCCCACACACAUCUUCUCAUACAUCUCACAGACAUUGUUUCUCGCAUAUGUGUGCACUCCUAUUCUCCUCUGAUACACAUAUGCACACCCUUUCUCUGUCUCUCCUUCUCAACACACACACACACACACACACACAC